AUGGCCGAGCCAAAGAUUUUCGCCGCCGAGGAGGACUGCCGAUCCAACUGGACCGACUCCAUGGCCGACUACAACGAGGCCGACACUCAUCUCGCCAUCGAGGGAAAGCCCGUCAUGGAGCGAUGGGAGACUCCAUUCAUGAACAAACUCGCUGACAUUGCCGCUUCCAACGGUGGAAAAUGCCUUGAAGUUGGCUUCGGAAUGGCCAUUUCUGCCACUCAAUUCCAGAAAAACGACAUCACUGAUCACUACAUCAUCGAGUGCAACGACGGUGUCCUCAAGCGACUCGAAAACUGGAAGAAAGAGCAGCCCCACAACGUCCACCCCUGCCCUGGUUUCUGGGAAGAUGCCGCGCCUAAGCUCGAAGAUGGUAUGUUUGACGGAAUCAUGUACGAUACCUACCCUCUUUCCGAAGAAACCUGGCACACACAUCAAUUCGAUUUCAUCAAGAAACACGCUUUUCGACUUCUUCGAAAAGGAGGUGUUCUUUCUUUCUGCAACUUGACUAGCUUCGGUGAACUCAUGAAGACAACUUACCCCAAGACAAAACAAGGCAUCGAAAUGCUCUUCAUCGAGACCCAACUCCCCCACCUCCUGGAAGCCGGAUUCAAGCGACAAAACAUCUCCUGGGAAGUCAUCUCCAACCAGCCACCAGCUGAUUGCAAGUACUACGACACUGAAUGGAUGCUCGCACCAACUUGCAUCAAAGAAUAG
Oikopleura dioica is the source of this 714-nucleotide messenger RNA. The record is from the annotation of a GenBank genome assembly. Lineage: Eukaryota; Metazoa; Chordata; Appendicularia; Copelata; Oikopleuridae.